GUAAAUGACACAAUAUAAGACACCUACACAAUAUAAGAAACCCCCCACAGUAUACGACACCCCGGUGGUAAUUUUGGCGUCUCUGACAGACCAUCGAAUUAUCACCGGGGGUACACAAUAUAAGAAACCCCGGUGGUAUUGUAGUUGCGCCGCAUGUAUUCGCGGGCCCCCUCCUUCUUUUAUGACCCGGGGUGACAGCAUCUGCCCUUGCGCAUCAUCACACCACACACACAGCUGUGUGCGGAGGAACACCCCGCAUGCAGACCCCAAAGAACAUGAACAUGCAGGCAGAGCAGAGUGUAGCCGGCACUACCGGUAGUACCCCCGCUCCUUCGACCGCUGCUUCGGCAACUGCUUCGACUGUAGCAGCACAGGCGCCACAGCAGAUCACCUCCUUCCUUGGGCCCGCACACUCUUCUUCUACGAGAGAGGCUCCUCCUGCCGGCACUCUUGCUCCUGCUGCUGCUGUUGAUCUAACAGCAGCAGAAGGAGCUGGAGCAGCAACAGGCGCAAACAUGACAGCCUCUGCAUCGCCUCAGCAGCAGCCAGUUGCUGGCUUGAUGUCAGCAGCGCGUUCGAGCACCGAAGCCGACGAAUCAACGCGCAGCAGCCAAGCAUCUCAGUUGGUGGACGUGGUGGACGAGGAGCCCACCACUUCCGCUGGGACGGAAGAAAGAUCCAAGGUGGGUGGCACACCCCCUGCGCCUCCAGGUCCAGCAUCACCGGUGCCAGCUCCAGCAUCGGCGCCAGCUCCAGCACCGGCGCCCGUCCCAGCACUGGCGCCAGCUUCAGCACCGGCGCCAGGUCAAGCAUCGGCGCCAGCUUCAGCACCGGCGCCCGCUUCAGCACCGGCGCCCGCUCCAGCACCGGCAGCAGCAACGCCGGCAGCGGGAGGAGCGCCGGUGGCCAAAGGUGAUGCAUCCGGCGACAUGAUGUUUCCCGGAGAAACAGAGCGGGGAGAUGGGCUCGGCGGCGUUCUCUUCGGUACGCCGGCAGAGAACAAGAACAAGAGGAAGAAAGGACAGCUGGAGUUGGAGCCGCCGGGCUUCCCGAUCCCCGAGUUUGGUGGCGGAAGCCAACGGAAGCGCUACCCUCUGAAAUUUAAGGUGGAUGCGGUGAGGUACUCACAGAGGAGGGUCAAGGGGGCACAAGGGCCGGACGGGACUGUUGGGAUAACCUACGCGAGCAGAGUCCUGGGCAUUCGCGACAAAUCGACGUUGGCGUUGUGGGUCAAGGAGAUCGACAAGUACGAAGCCGCGCUGGCGAAAAUGGACACGUACAAGGGCGGAGCGAAGCGCAAGAAGACGCCAGCCAACAAGCGCUUGUCGCUGCAUGCCGGACGGAUCCGGACGCACACAGCGGCCGAGGGCGAGAUCGUGGACUGGAUCAACGAGCUGCGUUCUGAAGGCAUCUCCGCCCGUGUUUCGACGAAAAUGCUCAAGAACAAGGCCGUCGAACUCAACCCGAACUUCUUCGGAGAGAGGCCGGCGCCAUCCGAUCUCCAGGGCUGCCAGAAGUACAACAACAGGCAGAACCAGUGGUGCAGGAGGUUUCUCAGGGUCUACCGCUUCUCUGUGCGAGCGGUCACCCGACAAGGCCAGAAACUUCCUUCUGGCUGGCCCGUGAUCGCCAUGCAGGCUAUCAAGGAGUGGAGGACGCUGAAGUACGACGUGCCUUCCGCGCUCGAACUUGCGGACGGAGUCGAGUGCCUGGGAGUUGCGGCAGGGGCGGGAGCCAGCGCGAGCGGCAGCGGGGGUGGGAGUGGCGCUGUGAUUCCUUCGGGUCCGCGUCUCAAGUUCGACUUGGCGCAGAUCGGCAACAUGGACGAAACCCCCACGUGGUUCGAGAGCCCGGGGAAGGACACUGUGAACGUGAGGCGGUGCUUCUGCGGUGAGGGCCCCCACCACUACCCACUUCCUUGCGAGCAGACAAUUUCAGCGACUAACCUGUGCACUACCUCGUUCUCUCCCACCCACCCACCCCGUCCCGCCUUGCCCAAACCGACGUGGCCACUGCUGUCUCCAGCGCCUUGGGAGUACGUGCUGGGCGCGGGAGUCGGUGCGUACAUAGGGAACAAGAUCCCACAGUGGGAGGCGACCCUGAUCUCGGACAUCAACGAGAUGCGGGCAGACCGCAACAUGCCCCCCGCGACACGCGUAGGCGGCUACGAGUUCGGGUCAAGCAUCACGGACAGCAAAUGAACAAACUCAUCAUCGUUGCUGUGCUGCGUUGUUCUUUUUUUGGGGGGGUGCGGUAGAAUCCGCACCGUGUUUUUUGGGUGGUACAACGAUGUCUUCGAAUGGACUGGUUGGUGGUUGGUGUGCGGGUGCAGGAAAUCGCGGCCUUUCUUGUGCUGGCCUGUGAAGCGAGCGGGCAUGUCCCUCGGGUUGCGCGUCGUGAGGGAGUGGCCCGUAGUUGAUUAGCCUUGCCGUUGUUUCUUUGUCCAGGCUUGCCGAUUCUCCCAAAGCUGGCGCAGAACGCGCUGAUAGCGAUGUCUGGGUAGGAUAGGUCAUGUUGGAAAGGAAAAGCUAUCAGUGCUGCGGCUAGACUAGGACCGGGAUCAACAUCUAGUUGUAGGCCUGCUGCCAUGUAAACCUGCAUCGAGGUGCCGCCGCCGCCGCCGCCGCCGCCGCUCUCUUGGUGUUCAUAGGCGUGNGGGGGGGGGGGGGGGGGGGGGGGGGGGGGACGGAGUAGGGGGGCGGUCUAAGCGUCUCCCUCACAAUCGCUACGUUCGGCGGGAGAUCGAAUAGCAGAGUCUUGUGUGACGUCCCAGGUUUCUGAGGCUGUGGCCUGCAUGCAGAUCUGUCUCACUCGGUGUCUCUGUUUAGACUUGUUCAUCUUGCUUCUACAAAUCAGACUUGUUGGACACUGCUGGAUGGUCCUUUCAAACGACAUGAACACGAACCGCUGGGAUGUGUACACUACAUUGCUGGAAACUGGGCCUCACCAUGUUGCGCUUCGCAGCAAAUGUUUUCUAGUGCACCACA
This is a messenger RNA of Ectocarpus sp. CCAP 1310/34, 2987 nucleotides long. Lineage: Eukaryota; Phaeophyceae; Ectocarpales; Ectocarpaceae. The record is from the annotation of a GenBank genome assembly.